AUGGUAGCUCAUUCUGAGGAUUUUGAUGUUUUAGUCAAUAGUACAUCACCAGAACUAGAACUGAAGGCAGGGUUUGUCUCCAGGAAAAUUUUAGAGACAGCUGGUCCAGAAAUUCAAAAUGAAUGCAAGAAGAAUUAUAAAGGUGGCAUCAAAGUAGGAAAAGUAGCAGUUACGAAAGGAUAUAAUUUAAAAUGCAAGUUUGUGUUUCAUGGAUGCAUGUAUAAAUAUGAUCCUGAUUUUCCUGCUGAACCACUUAAGAGUGUGAGAAUAUUUGUGAGGAAUUGCUUGGAAACUUCAGACAAAUUGAAGAUGGAAUCAAUAGCCUUCCCAGCUCUAGGCACUGGACAACUUGGUUAUAAUCGAAGAGAUAUUGCAAAUAUUAUUUUUAAAGAGGUCGAAAAAUAUGAAAAAGAAGUUAAAAUAGGAUCUCUGAAUCGAGUGUGCUGUGUAAUAUAUCAGGGGGAUAUUGACUCCAUCACGGAAUUUCAGAAAAGACACUCGGUGUGGAUAAAAGAUCACAAGAAAGAGAUGUAUCAAGAACUAGUAGUGACAACAGACAGACCAGAAAUUCUUGAAGAAAUCCGACAGGAGGUCCUUAAUAUGAAGAGCACUAAACUAACUGAACCACCAAGGUCAGAAAUAUCUGAAACAGAGAGACUUGGUGAAACAACAACACUUAAAGGUGCAGAAAAAAAUGUUUCCAGAAAUCAGUUUCAGGAGUCUGGCCCUAACCUUUGUAGGGAAAAACCUGAGUUAGACAAUAUGGAGCUCAAGGAAUCCACUUUUCACAAAAGAACUGAUCCCAUGUCCAAAGAAAGACAAUGUGUUUUGCUGAAAUUCAGAGAACCAAACAAACAUAGAUUACAGGAGACAGAAGUGAGAAAAGACUUCAGGGAUCUAGCAGAAAAUAUUGUUUGUCCCUUUCAAAGUGACAACCAGGCACUACUGCAAUUUUCCUCUGAAGAUGGAAUUGAAAGAGUUUAUCAGAUGGAGAGCUUGAAGUGGAAAUAUGAUUUGCAAAGGUUUCCUCAACAAGCAGUGAUUGAUUUGAGGGCAGUUGUAAGUCAAAAAAUGGUGAAACUAUUGAAACAGAGGGGUAUUACAGAAGAUCUAAUUAGACAGAAAUCUGGUGUUACCAUUGAUCAGAAAGAGCCGAGUAGCAUGGUUCUUUGUGGAAACGUACUGGAAGUCAAAGCAGCUUUUGACUUUUUAUCAUCAUUGCUAAAAAAGCCAUUGGAUAAUUUGGGAGAACAAGCUUCCACUGAAGAUAAUCAACACAAGACAGAUGUGGAAACUUCAAUCACAAACACAGAUCAUUUGAAACAAAUGUCUGAUUCUGAGAAGAUAACAGAAGAAGCUAAAACUGCUCCAGAACAACUGCAACAAUUUGAAAAAUCAUCUUUAAAGCUUUCACAAGUCUCUUUUACAUCAUCAAUGGCACCAUCCACACAUAGUGUCAAUACAAAAGAUGAUCAGAAAAAAGAGUUGGGAACUGUUGAUUCUGAAAUAUACCAGCCUUCUUAUGCAGAAAGAAAUUUGAAAGGUCCUGAAAUGCAAUGUACAUAUGAGGAUUAUAUCAAGCUGAGGCAUUUUUACAAAUACAUUCUAGACAAUAUUAAGGAAAAGUGGAGUCCCAAGAAGACUACUGUUACUAUGCGAUUUGCAAAUGAGGAUCAUAAAGCAAAAUUGGAGAGUAUGUUGCAGAGAAUUAGCCGGAUGAGUAGGAAAACUAUUGCUGUGCAGAGUAAACUUGAUUUCCUAGAUGAACUUCUUCAGCAGAAAUGUAGCAAUGAUCUAUUCUGCUACUUGACUAAAGAUAAUGAUAAAAUAGAGAUCAUUGGAAAUAAGAAAAAAAUUGUUGAAAAAGCUGAAAAAGAGUUAGAAGAAUUACUUGCUCCUAAAACUGGCAUAGAGGAAGAAGUAGAAAAUUCAAUACCGUUACCUGUAUUUAUAACUAAUGAAGGAAUAUCAGUAUUUGUCUACCAUGGUUCUCUCUUCACAGCAAAAGUAGAUGCGAUAGUUUGUCCUAUAUCAAACAGAUUUGAUUUACAUGGAUUACCAAAGGUUAUUGCAGAGAAGGCUGGGCCUGAGUUUAAGAAGAAAGUUGAUGAAAUUCUUCAAAGACAUAAUGGAAAACUUCCAAAGGAUUUUGUAUGCGUUAUUCCAGGAGGAGAAAUUCCAUCUUGCAAAUAUGUUGUGAAUAUUGUAACUGAUAGAACGAAGUCAAUGGAAGAUAAAGAAUGCAAGCAGUCUCUUCAGUUCAAAAUGCUUCAGAUAUGUCAAGAAGCCAAAAAAAAGGAAUUACAAUCCAUAGCAUUACCAGCUAUUUGUUCAGGAAAGACGGGAUAUCCAAAAGAGAUCUGUGUCAAUUGCUAUGCAAGCAGCAUUGUGAAAUAUAGCAGUUCAGUAGAUGAUAUGAAGGGCCUGAGGGAAAUACAUUUUGUGGAUCAGUCAGAAGAAAUGAUCAUCUACAUUGAAUCUGUGUUCUCUAAUCCAGACAUGAUUGAAGAAUUUAAAGUGGAAGAACACCCAGACACACAAUCUGAUAAUAAAAAUCAGCCAUCUUUAUAUCCAUACAUGGAUGAAGACAACACAUGCUACUUGAAUGAAUGUCUGAAAAUAAGUGUCAUUAAGAAAGACAUUUCAAAAGUAGGAUCAGAUAAAGGGACAUUGGUAUAUAAUGAAAAUUUGGAAGAAGCUUCCCCAUUAGAGAAAUUUUUUAAAUUGCAAAUUGGAAAUUUUAUAGGAAAAAACAAACAGCAAAGUGAUCCUGGUAAUAUUGGAGAUGUUGAACUAGUUAAUGAUACUUCUAGAAGGUUUGAGUUUAUUUUGAAAGUGUAUUUGCCAGUUUGGGACAAAAAUAUGAAAAGUCAAAAGCCUGAAAAGGAAAGGGAAACUUUCUUGAAAAGUUUGUCAUUGGGUUAUGCCAAGAUCUUUGAAGAAGCCAUAAAACUGAACCUUUUUCAUUUGAUACUACCAUUGUAUGGAGCAGUGGAAGGGAAUAAUGCAACCACAAAGGACAGUGCUUCAUGCUUUAUCCAGGAACUUACAAUAUUUGCCAAGAGAUGCAAAUCCUUCCAGAAGGAACCAUUUUCUAUUGUGAUGGCAAAUAAAGACCAACUGACUCAUGAUAUAAUUCUGAAGGAGUUGAAAGAUUUUGUUGAAAGUGAACAGGCAGGAUUUCAUAAUCAACAGGCAAGAUUUCAACUACCAAGAAGUUGUAGAAGAAAAAAUCAAAGAAGAGCAGAAAGGUGGAAAUCUGGAGACCAACCAAAAGGAAUAAUGUGCAAAAAGCUCCAUGAUCAUUUUCCAGGUGCCUUCGACAAUUGUAAAACAAUAGAAUUGAAAGUUCGAAUUCCAAAUGGAACACAGGAGAGUUUUCAUCCAAAUCCAGGAAAACAUUUUAUAGGACGCAAAGAAAGUAUUUUUCUUCCAGACAAUACAAUGGGAAGAAAAAUUGCUGGCUUGUAUAUGAAAGCUUUUCAACAAGGAAUCCUUUAUACAUUAAGUACUAGUCGAACAUCUGGUGUAGAGAUGGUUAUGCCCACAGACAUACCUAUUGAUUCAAAAAGAUUUGAGCUGUGUGUGAGAAAAAAUAUCAAAAUGGCUUCAAACUCAGGUGGGAAAAUCCCUCUAACAGCUGACCCUGGAGGCAGCAGUACAGAGAAUGGUGGUGUCGCUGUUGGUAAUGUAGAUAAUGCAUGCAAUACUGGUACAUUUGAACUCAGUGAUAAACAUUCUGAAUGUGGCCACACUGUUGAGGGUAUGGUCCCCCCUACUGGACAUGCCCAGAGAGAAGGUGAGAUUAAUCAGGCAUCUGCUUCAUAUCAUGCUGAAGAGGACAUCAAAAUGGGUAAGAAUUUUCCUGAAGCAAAUAACCAAGUUCCAGUUAAGGAUAAAAAAGUAUUGGCAGCAAACAAUGAUUAUACAACUUCCCUAGACAAAGACAACUCAUUCAAAGAUUCUAACAAAGUUGAAUUUCAAAUCCCAGCUUGUAAAGCAUCUGAUAAUGUUAAAGAAAUGGCAGAUGAAAGACAGGGUAAUGAAAACAGACAGCUGAACAAAACAGAAGAUGAUGAUACAAGACCUUGUUAUGAAGACAUCAUUGGGCAGGACCUUCUGGAGUUCACACAAGAGUCAGUUAAAUUAACUGAAAAUUUAUCUGAUUUCAAUGAAAUGGACAAAACUGUUAGUCAUAGCAAAGAGAGUAAUAAUGAAGUGAAAACUGAUGAACAGACCAAGACAGGGCAAAGCAAGACCAUAAUUUUUGAAGGUGAUGAAGAAAACAGAGGAUCCAAACCCUUUGAUUCAGAAAAAAACGUGGAAGAAAGUGCUAGUUUUGUUAAAGAAACAUCUAUUUCUUCAGAUAAAAUAAGUGCCAAAGUUGAAAAAAAAUUAAGUGAAUCAAGAUUAGAAGAAAAUAAGACUAAGUAUGGGAAGAAGGUUGAUGAUCAAGGGAGUAGAGACACUAUAGCAAAUACUGAAGGUGAUGAAAUGGGCAGUAGAGACACUAAAGCAAAUACUGAAGGUGAUGAAAUGGGCAGUAGAAACACUAAAACAAAUACUGGAGUUGAUGAAAUGGGCAGUAGAAACACUAAAUCAUAUACUGAAGGUGAUGAAAUGGGCAGUGGAAACACUGAAGCAAAUACUGAAGGUGAUGAAAUGGGUAGUAGAAACAAUAAAGCAAAUACUGGAGUUGAUGAAAUGGGCAGUAGAAACACUGAAGCAAAUACUGAAGGUGAUGAAAUGGGCAGUAGAGACACUGUAGCAAAUACUGAAGGUGAUGAAAUGGGUAGUAGAGACACUAAAGCAAAUAGUGAAGGUGAUGAAAUGGGCAGUAGAAACACUAAGGCAAAUAAUGGAGUUGAUGAAAUGGGCAGUAGAAACACUAAAGAAAUUACUGAAGUUGAUGAAAUGGGCAGUGGAAACACUAAGGCAAAUACAGAAGGUGAUGAAAUGGGCAGUGGAAACACUGAAGCAAAUACUGAAGGUGAUGAAAUGGGCAGUAGAGACACUGAAGCAAAUACUGAAGGUGAUGAAAUGGGCAGUACAAACACUAAAGCAAGUACUGAAGGUGAUGAAAUUGGAAGGCCAGACACAAUUAUGGAUGCAAAUGAAGUUUCUACAACAGAAUCAGGUACAACUGAGAAAAAUCCAUCUACAAUUUGUAAGAUGGGUGAAAAAGAAACCUUGAACCCUAGAGAACAUGAUAAUGUAGAUGCAGUGAUGAGGGAAAAACAAGAUAAAGAAAGUGAACAGUUUAAACAUAUGGAUGUUGAACAGGAUGACUUCAAAGAAAAAGACAACACUGAUCAGCACCCUUCAAAAUCUUCACAGGAAAUGGAUGAUAAUGCUAAAAAGUCAACUCAUAUCAAAGGAAAGUCAGAAAACAACCCUAGUGAUGAAAAUAAACCCAGAGAAACUGAACAAGAGCUCAAGGAAGGGAAUGGAGAGAGCUGUGAUGCUGUGGUUGAAAAGGUGUCAAUUAAUUUUAAACAUGGAGAUUCUUUGGAUAGAGAUAUGGUCAAUACUCAUGAAUUCAGUAAAAAUGUCAUUGCAUUGACAGGAUCUUCUGGAGCUUCAGAAAAAAGAAAUGAAUUAAAUGGUAGCUCAUUUCAGGAGGGAGAUGGAUCUACAGAAGAUGAUAUUGGUGCUGCUAAAAAAUUACAAUUCAAUUUUGUGGCCAAAGAAUAUGUUGAUGUUGGAGAACAUGUCCAGGAAAACUCUCCUGUUGUAAAGCAGCCUUCAGGGGUUUCUGGACAGAAUCACUCUGAUGAAAAUAUUAAAGUUUCAUCCAUUGUACCAACUAUGAAAAUACACUCACUUGAAACUCCAUUAAAAGAUCUACAAGACAAUGGUGUCUUUUAUUUGAGCAUACAGGAUACUAAAAAUCCAAGCAUUAGAGGGGAUUCUAUUCUUCAAAACAUCCAUUCCAUUGACCAAAAAAGCAGAGUAUACAAUACAUCAGAUUCACAAUCUCAGAAUUCUGGUGGUGCUAAAGGGAGGAAUGUCCAAUUGAAAAGAAUUAAUCCUGAAGAGAAAGUUCUAGACAAAGAUAAUGUUACACACCAAGCAAGGUCUUUUGGUAUCUCAUCAUGUGAAAUGAAGAGCGAUGAAAGAAAAAUUUCUUUUGAUACACCAACAAAGCAAAUGGAAUUUACUGAAGGAACAAGAGGGAGAUACCUUGAAUAUGAAAUGUCAAAAGGAGAAAUCCUAGCUGUUGAUGCAACACAAAAAGAAGACACCAGUCCCAUGAAAGAUGAAAGCAUGCAUACUGGGACAAUUCCUAAUCAUAAUCAUGAAUUUAUUAAAGAAUUUGAGAACAAGAAGAAGGAUUCAGAGAAGAAGUUGUUUCACCAAGAAGCUACAUAUUUAAAAAUUGAGUCUACCUUAUCUGGAUUAAAUGAAGAUAGUGAAAGUUCAGAUGUGGAAGGUGAUAGUCAGUCUGUGAAAUGUGGAAAUGGAGAGGAGCUUCCUGAGAUGAACAGAAAUUUGAGCCAUCCAGAUACAACUUCAGUCCAAGUUCAGAGAUCAUUAAAAAUAACAAAUUUUGAAAACCAGCUGGACUUGUUAUUUGAUGAUAUUUUGUCUGAUGAUACAACUUUAAAAGAAAAUACAGAAGAAUGGAGGAAAAAUACGAAAAAGAAACUUUAUAGUUUAAUGAUUAACAAUCUUCAUGUAUUAAGUCAAGAAUUGACUUCCUUUGUUGGAGGUGUCUCAAAUGAUGAGAUAGCUUUAGAGAAUCAAAAUGAAGAACAUCAAGGAGCCAAGACAUCAAAGGCAGCUCUUGGUCACACAAGUAUACCAUAUGCAGAUGAAGAAAAUGAGGUAGCAAAAUAUGAGGAAAAUCCUCUUCCAAACUUGACUACAAGUCAUGCCAAGCCAAGUUCAGAAGAUCCUGGUCAUACUGAAACUGAUCUGGAAUACAAUAAUGACCUCCAGAAAGGAAGAACUACUAGUGGCUCAGCCAUUGAAAAGGGAGCAAAAUCAAAAUAUGGACUUGAUUAUGCUGUGAAAAUCAAGUUUGUACCAAGUUUAAAGGAAAACCCAGGCCUUCCUGUUUCAUCUUCUGAAUGUGCAAAAUAUAAAGAUGUCUGUACAAGAUCACAACAAUUUUUAAUGCUAAUGGAAAACCUCCAUACAAAAGUUGAAACUGAAUAUGAUGAAAGAGAUGGCACUUUAAAAAUUCAAUUCACAUAUCCUUUUGAAACAGUUGACAAAAUGCUUUUUCAGAAAUGGGAAAAGAAUUGUAAUGAUAUCCUGAAUGAAUGUGUGGAAAAUACAGUGUAUGUUACUGUAGAGGUACAGGAGAGAAAAUUAAAACAAGUUGAAGAAUUUUUUAGAUCAGAUGAUGCAGUGAAAAGAAAGGAAAUUCAGGUGACUAAAGCUCAGUGUGCUUCAGGUUGUUGCCUACUUGGGUAUGGAGAAAGUGUAUAUGACUUAAUUGAGAGAUUGUUCAAGAAAUUUAGAAAUCUGAAAUUAAUUGAUCCUGAAGCAAACCAACAACUGGGCAUUUCAUGUGUACCAUUAGCUAAAAGGUUUCUUUGCAUUGCAAAAGCCUUUCAAGCUAUUAAAUUUGAAUUGCCAAUUCAUAAGGUUCCAAAUGUGAAAGCAUAUUACAGUGAAGAGGAAGUCAAGCUCCUUGGAAAUGUUAUAGACAUGGAGGCUGCAAUUGAGGCUGCAAAGAAUAUGCAGUGGCUUGAAGCACUUUUUAAGAAAGAUGUUCAGUUCAAAGAAGAGGUAAUGUCUUUCCUACAAAGGCCUGGUGUAGAAGCAUAUAUUGACGAAGUCAUUGCUAAAGGAGGAUUGGGAUCCUGGCGUCUCAUUCCUGAUCAACAAGGCAAAAAAAUUGUAAGAUUAUACAGCCCAUCAGAGGAAAGCCUAGCACAAUUAAAGGAUUGCUUUAAGAGCUCAUUUGAUAAAAGAAAGAUCCUCAUUUUAAAGCCAGACAAAUUUGCAGCAUCACUCUCUAGCUGGAGAAGCACAGCAAAACAACUUGAAAAAGAUACAGAGACAAAAUUUUUCAUGUCUGAGCAACAGAAGACUGACAACACUUUAGAAUUGUCACUGAGGUUUACAGCUGAUCUCAGUUCUAACAAAAGUGUUCAAGAUUUUAUUGAGGAAAUAAGAGCAGAAGUUUUGAAGGAAGCUGAAGAAGAAUCAAUUGAAGAAAGUGAAACUGACAAAAUUGAUUUAAGUCCCAUGUUGUACAGGUAUAUCUGCAAGUACAAAUCUAAUCAAGUACAAGAGGUUGCCAACAAUGAAAAACUCGAUUUGCACUUCCAAGAUGCUGGAUACAAAAUUGUGGUCGAAGGUUCAAACUGUGCUAUAGAGUUUUUUAAACAAUAUUUUGCAAAUUUCCCAUGGAGCAAAAAAUGCAUUUUUUUACCAGAGAGCAUUGUGAAAUUAGCCACAGAAUCAUUUUGUAGGAGAUAUGAAUGCUUGGCUGAAAUAGAUUCUUUUCAAAAAAGUUCACAAAUCCAAUAUUUAGGAGAGCUGGGCUUUGUUAUAAUGGUUUGUUGCUUUGAAACCAUUGAUGAUUUGCAUAUUGAUAUUACACUGAAUGUGUCUACAGUGUCACAAGGCUGGGAUUUUCAAGGUUUCAAUCAUGCCCAGUUUGAGGGAAGUCACAUAAGAGUUGAUGUGCAGAUUCCAGAGCAUUGUGAUGAAGGCAAGGAGCAGCACAAAGCACAUGAGAUCUUUCAGGCCAUUUUUACUAAAAUGAUGCAGACAAAGAAGAGAUCAUUGCAUAUCCCUAUGAAGAAUAUUGGAAAUUGGCCUGUUAGAAAGUUUGUCAAAUGUGUUUUGUUUUCACUUGGAAGACUAUCCCAAGAAAAUACAUUUCAGGUUAUAUUCUCUGACAAGGAUCCAAGGAGGUGCAACAAAAUGAUCUUUGCUUUGAAUGAAUCAGUGAAUAGGACCACACAAGGAAAUAAAUUGGUGGAGUUGAAUGUUGUUAAAGGGGAAAUUGCAAAGGCAGAUGCUGAUGUGAUUGUCAAUACAACCUCCAAAGACUUUAAUUUAUCACUGGGAGCAGUGUCAAGCUCUAUUAUGAAAGAAGCAAGAGGAAACAUACAGUUAAAUUUAAAAGGCAAAACAGCAAAUUAUGGUGAGAUAUUGGUUACAGAUUCAUACCAUCUUAAGUGUAAGAAAGUCUUCCAUGGAGCCUUGAAGUCAUGGACAACAGAUCCCAAGGAAGAAAAAGAAUGCUUAAAGGUUCUUAGACAAUUUGUCACGAAUUGUCUAGGCAAAGCCAGCGAGCUAGGAUACUCGUCAAUUGCAUUUCCUGCCAUUGGAACUGGACGGAUUGGAAUUCCCUCAGAGGAAGUGGUGAAACAUGUCAGCGAUGCAAUACACACAUUUAUGGAUGAAAACUCGCAUAGCAGUUUGAAGAAAAUUACCUUCAUAAUAUAUUACAAAGAUCAAGAAACAUUUAAGACAUUUGAAAAGCUUAAAGGAACAAUGAAUACAGGUAGGACUCAGUACAUAUUUUAA
Messenger RNA from Saccostrea echinata, 9495 nucleotides. RefSeq lists its product as uncharacterized. Gene Ontology annotation, molecular function: transcription corepressor activity. The record is from RefSeq and is a predicted model, not a curated record. Bases 1 to 9495 code for a protein of 3164 amino acids. NCBI's taxonomy places the organism in Eukaryota, Metazoa, Mollusca, Bivalvia, Ostreida, Ostreidae. Gene Ontology annotation, cellular component: cytoplasm; nucleus. The transcript has 24 exons. Gene Ontology annotation, biological process: negative regulation of gene expression.